GUGUAAGGAAAUGUCAGAUACAACCCUUAGUAUUGUUAUUUCAGUCGUUGGAUGUUGGACCUUUUUGUGAAAAGGGCUAAAACAAAGAAAAACGCAGACAAAAGCAGUUUUUGUUUAAACUAAAAUAAAUCUGAGUAUAAAACAUGUCGUCUUUGAAGGAGAUAUGUGAAGGGAUACCGACAAAUCCUUUGCCGCCAAGGAGGGAAAGGGAGGAGAACGUCCCGCACGCACCAGUGAGAACCCCCGGGCUAACACGAGAUGAGGAAAGGCUCGCUCUGCGGAAUGCUCUUCGUUAUUUUCCACCUUCCGUUCAUGAGACGCUUGUCCAAGAGUUUGCGGAUGAACUGCGGAACUAUGGCCACAUCUACAUGUAUCGCUUUCGCCCCACCAUAGAAAUGAGAGCGUACCCUAUCGGAGACUACCCAGCGCGAUGUCGCCAGGCCGCCGCCCUGAUGCACAUGAUCAUGAACAACCUGGAUCCGAGAGUCGCUCAGUUUCCCCAUGAGCUCGUGACAUAUGGCGGGAAUGGUCAGGUCUUCUCCAAUUGGGCACAGUUCUUGCUGGUGAUGAAGUAUCUGUCGGAGAUGAGCGACGAACAGACCCUGGUCCUGUAUUCGGGCCACCCGGCAGGGCUCUUCCCCAGUAGCCCCGAGGCCCCCAGGGCCAUCGUUACGAACGGAAUGGUUAUACCAAACUAUUCAUCGAGAGAGAUGUAUGAGAAAAUGUUCGCUCUUGGCGUGUCGAUGUAUGGUCAAAUGACUGCCGGGAGCUACUGUUACAUUGGACCACAAGGCAUCGUCCACGGAACGACGUUGACGGUACUAAACGCGGCACGGAAUCAGCUCGGCACGAGUGAUUUGUCUGGAAAGAUUUUCGUCACAUCCGGUCUUGGCGGGAUGAGUGGAGCCCAGGCAAAGGCGGCUGUCAUAUGCGGCUGCGUCGGCGUUAUUGCAGAGGUGUCUGGUGACGCGCUUUACAAACGUCACAACCAGGGGUGGCUGGUCGAGGUCACGGACGACCUUGAUGUGUGCGUCUCAAUGAUCCGGAGAGCCAAGAAGGAGCGAAGAGCAACAAGUAUUGGUUACCAUGGAAACGUCGUGUCUCUUUGGGAGCGUUUGGCGGAUGAAUUUGACAGGACCGGUGACCUACUUGCUGACCUCGGCUCGGACCAAACCUCCUGUCAUAACCCUUACCUUGGAGGCUAUUACCCAGUUCAGCUCACUUUCGAAGAGGCCAAUGACAUGAUGCAUGAAAACCCGGUGAAAUUCAAGAAUCUGGUACAAGAAAGUCUGAGGCGACACAUAGCGGCAGUGAAUCGGCUGGCCGACAAAGGCAUGUACUUCUGGGACUAUGGCAACGCCUUUCUCCUGGAGGCUGGAAGGGCAGGAGCUGACGUAGGUCAGAGAACCACUCUCAACGGUACUUUCUUCCGUUACCCUAGUUACGUACAGGACAUCAUGGGAGAUAUCUUCUCGUUAGGCUUCGGGCCGUUCAGGUGGGUUUGUACCAGUGCCGACCCCACCGAUCUGGACAGUACCGAUGAUAUUGCCACGACCGUGUUGGAAGACAUCAUAAAUGAAGGAGUGAAAGAGAAUGUUAAACAGCAGUACAAUGACAACAUCAGGUGGAUCAAAGAGGCUUCCAAAAAUAAAAUGGUCGUUGGGUCUCAGGCGAGAAUUCUAUAUGCAGAUGACAACGGCAGGGUAGCUAUCGCUGUGGCCUUCAACAAAGCGGUUGCCGAAGGAAAGCUGAGAGGUCCCGUUGUAAUAAGUCGAGACCACCAUGACGUUAGCGGAACGGACAGCCCAUACAGAGAAACGUCAGAUAUUUACGACGGAUCAGCCUUGUGCGCUGACAUGGCCGUACAAAACGCUAUCGGCGAUUCGUUCCGAGGUGCAACGUGGGUAGCGCUUCAUAACGGCGGUGGCGUCGGAUGGGGCGAGGUGAUCAAUGGCGGCUUUGGGCUAGUGCUGGAUGGAACCAAUGAAGCAGAAACUAGAGCCCGUCGUAUGCUAUCAUGGGAUGUUUCUAAUGGUGUUGCUCGACGGAGCUGGGCUGGUAACACUAAGGCUAAGGAAACCGUCUGUAGAAUCAUGGGCGAGAACUCUAACAUGAAGGUUACACUGCCGAACGCAGUCGAGAACGACGAAAUACUGGACCGAGCACUCAAAGACUAAAGUCCUAAAUUACUUUGAUGGAAGCAGAAAUAGGGAUUAUAGUUCCUUUUUGAAAUUAUCAGUUUUUGGCGUAAUAUAUCCCUCUAAAAAGGAACACUUAACUCCGUCAAAACUUUGGCCCGCCAUUAAAUUUCAUUUACAGAAAACAAUUUCGUUAUAUCUCCCGCUAACGUCCCAUUUGCUAUAAAAUCAUUUUCUGUUUCUCAUAAUUCGAUGACCGACUAUAACUGCUAUGUAAACUAUUUAAAUAUCUUAGCCGAUAGCAAUAAUUUGGUUAUGAUUACGUGUUAUUGGAUUUAGAAAAAUAAAGG
Mya arenaria is the source of this 2488-nucleotide messenger RNA. Its product is annotated as urocanate hydratase-like. Gene Ontology annotation, molecular function: urocanate hydratase activity. Gene Ontology annotation, biological process: L-histidine catabolic process. The transcript is spliced from 21 exons. The coding region runs from base 144 to 2177 and encodes 677 amino acids. NCBI's taxonomy places the organism in Eukaryota, Metazoa, Mollusca, Bivalvia, Myida, Myidae. The record is from RefSeq and is a predicted model, not a curated record.